Molecule: messenger RNA, 1029 nt
Organism: Hypoxylon trugodes
Lineage: Eukaryota; Fungi; Ascomycota; Sordariomycetes; Xylariales; Hypoxylaceae
Product: putative methylenetetrahydrofolate dehydrogenase
Exons: 3
Coding region: 1-1029 (342 amino acids)
Biological process (GO): purine nucleobase biosynthetic process
Cellular component (GO): cytosol
Molecular function (GO): methylenetetrahydrofolate dehydrogenase (NAD+) activity; methylenetetrahydrofolate dehydrogenase (NADP+) activity
Source: RefSeq, a predicted model, not a curated record
AUGGCUACACAAGAUGUACCCAAGACCUGCAAGGUCAUAUUAGCGGAUACAAUCGCUAAAGGCCUCCUAGCUGAGGUCAAGGAUACGCUGAAAUCCAUCCAAAAAGACGCUGAACAGCAACCAACUUUAGUGGCUUUCUUAGCCAACGAUGACCCUGCAGCAGUCAAAUACGCCGAAUGGUCCAAGAAGACUUGCGAAGAGAACGGAUUUACGUUCGAUUUGCGCCAAGUAGACAAGGAUAAACUCGAAGAGGAAAUCGUGAGUGCCAAUGAAGAUAACAAAGUCGACGGCAUUAUCGUCUACUACCCUAUCUUCCCUGGGAACCCAGCCCAUGAUCGAUAUGUCCAGGAGACUGUUUCACUCUCCAAGGAUGUUGAAGGACUCUGCCACAAACAUAUUUACAACAUGUACCACAAUGUCAGGUUCCUGGAUCCACCACACAACCUGAAGAAAUCCAUUCUUCCUUGCACCCCACUAGCCGUGGUGAAGAUCUUGGAAUACCUUCAAAUCUACAACUCUAUUUUACCCUAUGGAAACCGACUUUUCGGGAGGACCAUCACGGUGAUUAACCGAUCGGAGGUUAACGGCCGGCCAUUGGCUGCUCUCCUAGCUAAUGAUGGCGCUACGGUGUAUUCAGUUGACUUAACCGGAGUUCAAGUCUUUACUCGAGGCCAAGGCAUCAAACAACCACGACACCAAGUCCAAGACAAGGAGGGCUGGACUCUAGAACAAUGUAUACCAAUAAGCGAUGUCAUCAUCGGUGGCGUACCCGCGGAGAAAUACAAGGUGCCGACUGAGCUUAUACGAGAUGGAACCGUUUGCAUCAACUUCUCUUCAUAUCGAAACUUCGACGGGCCGGCCGUUAAAGAAAAGGCGUCAAUUUACGUACCUUCAGUUGGUAAAGUCACAAUUGCUGUGCUACUAAGAAACCUAGUGCGCUUGAUCGCAAACAGGCCGUCCACUAACCAAGAUGGUUCAACUGACGAGGGCACAUUGAAAGCCAAGAGUGAGGCAUUUGUAGAUGGUUGA